ACUCCUAUGAUCUUGCACUCUGCACACUAAAUAGCAAUGGCAUCGGUGCUGUUGUCGGCGCUUUGGAUUGUUCACCAUUAAGCAAUAAUAUGCAUCAUCAUACGACAACGACAACUGGUGGUGUAAAUGGUGCACCCGGUGUUGUUAGUAAUGUUGCAUAUCAACACCACAUGAACUUAAAUCAUCACCAUAUAUUAAACCACCAUUCACCGUACAGCAAUAACUAUCCACUUCAUCAUAGCAGCAGUCAUCAUAUACACAGCGAUCAGACGAAAUCGCUGCAAGAACUGCAACAUGAGGUCGGUGCACUACUCGAGUUUCGAGAUCUUGUCAUUGAAACGUUUCCUGAUCUUAAACAUAAAAUGGCCUCAAUGUCUUCGUCUGCAUCUGCAGCGGUUGCUGGUUCAACAACACCGUCAGUAUCAGCGACAAACACACUAACAGGUGUUAUGUCCAAUUCAUCACUAGCUUCCAGACGUGAAUGGGAACCUGGUAUACGUGUAAAACGUAAAUUAGCGCAAAAGGAACCGUCCUCGUCAACUUCGACUGCAGCAGUUGCGGUAAGCACAAACGGUGCUGUUGUAGCUGGUGAAUUGUCCUCCUCAUCACUAACGCGUAGUCGCAGCAAUUCACAUAGCGGUAAAAAAGAGCCAAAGAGCGGUGAGAACAAUAACGGUAGUGUUGUGCAAGAUUCAGGAUUUUCAACAGAGACUAGUUCAUCAAAGGAGGGUCAUAGUGCCUCCUCAACUAAUGGUGCUAUGACUGGUCCCAUAGCAUCAAAUCGUCUAUUAUGCCUUGAGUCGGAUGAUGAGUUGUUAAAUUUAUUAGAUGUAAUACAUCGGAAAUCAAAUAGAUUACGCGAAGAGGUCGAACACUUACAGAACUAUGAGAGAAAUAAUCUGCGUGGUGGUGUCUCUAAUAACGGUGAAGAUAAUUGUGCUAAUGCUCUGACAAAGUCAAAUAGUGGCAGUAGCGCUAUAAGUGGUUUGACGCCCAAAACUUUUCGUGAUCAUGUAGAACGUUUAAAUAAGGAAGACAUUAAACAGUUGCGAAAGGAACGCGAUAGACUUUUAGAUAAGUUAGCUGAAAUGGAAGCGGAAACUUUAACUGGUCGCAUUAAAGCAACUAAAAUGAAUGAUCAAAUGACAGAGCUGAUAACAGUUAAAAAGGAUCUCGAAGAGCAACUAAAGCUUGCAAUGGCACAAAAAUUGGAGCUUAGCUCACGUGUGCAACAAUUGCAAUUACAACAACAGCAACAACAAAGUAAAAGUUCAUCAAGUCAAUCAGAUUACUCGAGUCAACGUAACUUUUUAUCCUCGGCCACGACGGUGCUUUCAACCGGUAGUGGCGCAUCUCAUAAUGAAAAUCUUGCGGCGGCAGCAGCAACAACAGUUCCUUUACAACAAAAUCGUCGUUUAAAUACAUUCCAACCGGUGGUGGUCGAACAGCAGCAACAAAAAAGUGACAAUUAUUUAGCAUUCCAUCGAAGCGCAGGCAGUGAUAGUAAAGAAUCGCCAGUAGCAGUAACAGCAAAUACACUCGGUCGAUUGGAUGGCAUUGUGAGCACACCCAGUGCUAAAAACACAAAAUGUCGCGUGACUGACUCUAAACGUUUUGCGGCAAUUUUAAUGGAAAAUAGUGUAGUUGAGCUGCAACGACAUUUGUUAACAUUGACUGUGCAAAAUCAGGUUUUAAUGCAAAAACUCGAUCAAGCAACAAAAUCUAAAACUCAUAUAGCCAAAAGACUGGACAAAUCAAAAGAAGAUGUUGAAGAUUUACGUUUUCAGCUUGAGGAGAAAAAUAUCGAACUGGAAGGUACUAAAGCACAAUUGCGUGUGCUGGAGUCACGUAUGCAUUCAUCAACACCAAAUAGUGGAGCUACAACAAAUUCAUAUAUGCAUUCACAAAACGAUUAUGAAACAAAUCGUUCAUCUGCUUCGACAACACUAAUGAUAAGUAGACGCGCUGGUUAUGGUAUCGAUUUGAAUAGCAGCGAUAUGCGUUCAGGUACACCAAUAUCGCAAAAUGGUCAUAUGCCACAACCAACUGCAACACAAAUUUCUACGCCGAGCAUGAAAGCUAUGGUACACCUUGCUUUGGAUGAUAUACAACAACAUAGUAGCAGUACUGAAUCGGCACAUGAUCAUGAAUUGCAGCAGGAUUCUCCGCAAACUAUAAACAGUAAAUUAAUGAGUACUAGUGUUGGUGGUGUAAGCCCAUUUGAACAACACUAUUCAGCGCGCGGCUAUCAAGCAGUAAAAAAGUUUACAACUGCAGCUAGUAAACCAAGUAAAAUACCAUUACCGGGCAGUAAAUCUGGCUCUUACUUUGCAGGUAAUUAA
This is a messenger RNA of Teleopsis dalmanni, 2342 nucleotides long. RefSeq names its product transcriptional regulator GZF3-like. The transcript has 6 exons. Lineage: Eukaryota; Metazoa; Arthropoda; Insecta; Diptera; Diopsidae. Bases 90 to 2342 code for a protein of 750 amino acids. The record is from RefSeq and is a predicted model, not a curated record.